AUGGAAAAGCAGCGUGCUUUGAUUCUUGAGAAAGUGCUUUUUACUUCAACGAAACCGAAUGAUAACGUUCACCGCUGCGUCGUGGCAAUCGAUGUUUCACACGCGGCGUCGUACCGUCAUGGCCACCAUUCGCAGCUGAAGAUGGACGAUAAGGUGAUGCUGUACAACGUGAUCGAGCCGAUGAUACAAUACGAGGUUUUUUUUUUCAAUGAUGUGAACUAGUUGCUGAAUUUAAGCUUCUUUUCAGUCGGCAGUUGUGGCUAUUUCGGAGAGCCUUGAUGUUAUUGUAUUCAAAUUAAUUGAUAGAACAUUCGAGAACUUUCCCCGCAAUACGGAAACCCUUUACUGCGGAAUGGAGUAUCUUCACACGGCGCGGCUUUUGCGACGUUCACCAAACGUUUGAUCCUCAGUCUGUGCAUUUUGACACGCCGGUGUUGCUCUGCGUACAGUGCAAUUUAUGUUACGCGCAAAGUUCAUUUUUUUUAGUUUUUGAUGAAUUUUCUCCAAAUAUACAUCUCUUUAAAGCGUUUUCUCCACUUUCUAACUCAAUUAGACCUUUUUACAGAUUCCAGGUGAAGUAAUACGCGAAGAGAAGUCAAUGCGGUGAAAAGAAACGCGUAAGUAAGUGAAAGCAAAGUUUUAUUCAGAAAAUGCACGAUUUCUCGAAGAUUUUCUAAUCUUUUAGUUAAAAAACGUUACUUACACUACUGAGAACAUUUUGGAACCAAAAAGAAGUAGAGUCACAGCUCGCUUUCGCGGAAAAACCAAUAGUUUGUCGGAAGACAGUGAAAUUUCGUUGAAAAAAUUUUUUUUUUGCUUCUACGAACUGUCACUCUAAUUUUUUUUGGUUCGAAAACAUUCACAGUCAUGUAAGUGAACUAUUUAAACAAAAAAAGUAAAAAAUCUAGAGACGGUUUUUGAGAAAAAAAUUUUUUUCAACGAAAUAUCACUGUUUUCCGGCAAAAAACCAAUUUUUACGCGAAAGCGAGCUGUCACUCUACUUUUUUUUGAUUCGAAGACAUUCACAGUCAUGUUAGUGAACUUUUUAAAAGAAAAGAUUAGAAGAUCUAGAGAUGUUUUUCGAGAAAUCGUAUAUUUUCUGAAUAAAGCAUUACUUCCAUUUACUUACGCGUUUCUUUUCAUCGCAUCGACUUCUUUUCGCGUAUUACAUCAUCUGGAAUCUGUAAAAAGGUCUAAAUGAGGUAGAAAGCAGAGAAAAACGCUUUAAAGAGAUGAAUAUUUGGAGAAAAUUCAUCAACAACUAAAAAAAAUGAACUUUGCGCGUAACAUAAAAUGCACUGUACGCAGAGUCACACCGACGCGCAAAAAUGCAUACCAUUUGGCUGCGUAUGUUGUGAAAGCCGCGCCGUGCUUCAGUUGGGAGUAAAGCCGCUAUGGAAGCAGGGAAUUAUUUCGGAGCGGAGGAGUAUGUCUAAUUUCUUCACUUUACAAAUGUUAUUUUUUUGAUUCAGGGGGAUUUUACAUUGGAAGUUCGCAUGGUCAAGUGGGAGACUCGGGAUCCGGGAUUUUCGACUGCUCGGGAUUUUUCCUUGGAAUCUCUGUUGCUAAGAAGAGUUUGGCCUUCUCAGAUCGGGAGAACAUGCCAGUUGGAGAAAUCGCGGACCAUCACCCUGAUACCCGGAUCGUCAGUUCCGAAGUUAUCUUCGGUUUCUCGGGACUUGUAGACAAAGAAGUAAGUUGUUUUAUUUUUAGUUAGAGAAUUGGUUUAAUUGUUAUGUUUCAGUUCGAGCCAACCGGGAAAUGUGCGCGUGUCGUGUGA
Molecule: messenger RNA, 1780 nt
Organism: Caenorhabditis sp. 36 PRJEB53466
Lineage: Eukaryota; Metazoa; Nematoda; Chromadorea; Rhabditida; Rhabditidae
Source: the annotation of a GenBank genome assembly